AUGACGAAGAAGCAAAAAGAAAAGAAGGGCAGAGACAGCAGGGCAAAUCCCGAAGAGGAACCAGAGACGCCCGAGCAAAGAGCCGAGAGAAGACGACGGGAGCUCCAGGCCGUCCCUGUCCUAGCCACGAGUAAUGGUCAUUACGGCCAUCACUGCCUCAAAAAGGACGCAGCGACCACACAUGCCAUGACUCGGAAAUGCUUCGACAAUGGCCAUAUGGGGGUGUGCCCAGAGUGCAAAAGAGCCUCUUCUCGCCGAUAUGGCUGCACAAACUGUGGUGUGUCCGGCAAGGGCCUCCUAUCUCUGAGAGAAUCCGAGGAGAUGGUGAGGCAAUUUGAGCAAGAGAGUAAGGAGAAAGGCGAUAGCCAACAACAGGAACACGUUGUUGAGCGAAAUGAAGAACCAAGAGAUUGGUAG
Molecule: messenger RNA, 417 nt
Organism: Exophiala mesophila
Lineage: Eukaryota; Fungi; Ascomycota; Eurotiomycetes; Chaetothyriales; Herpotrichiellaceae
Exons: 1
Coding region: 1-417 (138 amino acids)
Source: RefSeq, a predicted model, not a curated record